CUGGCCACAUUGCGGUCGUGUUCCGCUGCACAAACUGAGCGAGCGUCCUGGACGCAAUGAGGAAUAACUCAAACCUCACUUCCAGUUCCACACUGCACUUCACCAGCACAAAAAAACUCAGACAUGGAUGACCCACUCACAAAAUGGCUCCACUUUCACACUGACAUCAACAACACGUCGGGAACGUGUGGUGUUUUCGACAGCUGAUUUAUGGAAAGGCAGGACAUAACUACAACGUGAUGAAAUUAUGGAAAAAAUUAAGCCGGAGCUUUGUCCUGGAAGUCCCGGUGCCAAAUCGUGCAGCCCACUGAAGCAGGAUUCCAUCAUCAGGGGGAAUGGAUGCAAAGACCCGGAGGACUCGAAGGAGGAGAACUUCCCAGGGGAGGGGGUUAAAACAGAUGACGCGCCUCUGCGGGACCCGCGCAACCUGACCAUCAUCCUCAACGGCGUUGCCAAGGAAACCGCUUACGACGCUCUUGACCUGAAAGGGGAAGUACCAGUAAUCGAGCUUUCGAGGAGAGACGAUAUAAAGGCGGGACAGCAGAGAACGGACAGUCUCACGGUACCGAUCACGGAGCUUCGCAGACCACCCGUGCCGUUGCCGCUGCCGCACCGAGACGCGCUGAACGACGCCCGAAUGGUUCAGCUGAGCCCAAACGCGUUCCCUCUCCCAGCGCGAGCAAUGCUCUACAACCUGGCGCAACCUCUCUCCGCAAUCAACAGCCUUGGAGGAGAGUCGGAACAAUACUGCAUGUACCCCAGCAACAGGGCAAAGCACCGCCCAGCGCCUUACGAGGUUGAGUUUGACGAGGCUGGCCAGCCAAAGAUCGUACGGCGGAUCUUCACCAACAGCCGGGAGCGCUGGCGGCAGCAGAACGUUAACGGAGCGUUCUCCGAGCUCCGGAAGCUCAUCCCCACCCACCCACCGGACAAGAAGCUGAGCAAGAAUGAGAUACUGCGUCUGGCCAUGAAGUAUAUCAGCUUCCUGUCCAACCUGCUGGAUGACCAGGACGGAGGUGGCACAGUGGCCGUGGGCGACGAGACAGGGCUUCUGGUGGGGGGCCGUGAGGGUCGACCCCAGGGGCCCCGUCAGGACGUGGUGGGACUGGCCACGGAGGACGACCUGCUCCUCCAGGGCACGUUGUCGCCUGGGUCCAGCUGCGGGAGUCUGCCAGAUGGGGACGGCAGCCCCGAGAGCUUCACCGAGGACCGGGACUCACCCACAGGCCAGAGGACUGUGCCCGCCCCGCGCGGUAGGGAACUGCGACGCAACAUGCGUCCACAAGACAGCGGCAGUCAGCGAUGAUGGUGAUGAUAAUAUUGGUGGUGACAGUUAUAACAAUGAUGGUGACGGAGUUGACGAUGAUGGAGUUGAUGAUGACGGAGUUGAAGGUGGACCACAGUAAAACACAUGGAUUGACUUUUUUCCCUGAAAGAGGGAUGACUUAAAUAUGGAUGACAAGGGUCCUAGCAUCUUUGAGAUUCAUCAAAAGAGCAGUGCUUUAGGUUCUGGAAGCAUGCUGAUGACAGAAUUUCACUUCGUCAGGAUUCUAAUCAGCUCAUACUGAAUCCAAUGGCAGCUUGCUUGGUAUGGUCCUUAUUCGGUCAAUUGGUUGACAAAACGAAAGACUUGUAAAUUCUGCAUGCUUUUAAUGCUGUCUAUGACCUGGGUUGAGGAACAACUCAUAUUUCCUGAGUUGUGAAUGUUCAAAUACAGUGUGCUUCUGUUACAUUAUCAUGUCAUGAGAAGUAUACAUCCUAUGUCAUCAUCAUAGAAGUCACUCAUGCCAUGGUACCAUGAGGCGAUGCAAUGGAGGUUUACACCAGGAAAUGGCAAUGGGAUGUUCUCACCUUGGGUUAGGAUCCAACUUCGCCAGUUGUCAAUGAGGGCAUUCUAACUCUUCUGAGUAGUCAAGUUUACGACAACAACAUGACAACAGCAUAGCUGUUUCACUGAUAGCAAUGGCUUGAUGUCAAAUCCUCACAAUAAAAUACACACUUAAACAAGCA
Oncorhynchus tshawytscha (Chinook salmon) is the source of this 2010-nucleotide messenger RNA. Its product is annotated as T-cell acute lymphocytic leukemia protein 1. Gene Ontology annotation, molecular function: RNA polymerase II cis-regulatory region sequence-specific DNA binding; DNA-binding transcription factor activity, RNA polymerase II-specific; protein dimerization activity. Lineage: Eukaryota; Metazoa; Chordata; Actinopteri; Salmoniformes; Salmonidae. The transcript has 4 exons. Bases 248 to 1306 code for a protein of 352 amino acids. Gene Ontology annotation, biological process: regulation of transcription by RNA polymerase II. The record is from RefSeq and is a predicted model, not a curated record.